Symbiodinium natans is the source of this 597-nucleotide messenger RNA. The record is from the annotation of a GenBank genome assembly. Lineage: Eukaryota; Dinophyceae; Suessiales; Symbiodiniaceae.
AUGAGGAUUUUAAUUCUCGUAGCCGUAGCGAGCUUUCUUGGGUGCCUGGGUCCCAAGUCCCAGGGUCCAGCCAUGGAUCAGAAUCGAGGGUUUCGGGAAGUAGCGCCCCCCGAUGAAGCUGAGCAGCAUGCGCAGCGAAGUCAGCUAACCAUGAACAAAACCGGCAAGCGAAGCUACCAAAGAGCUUGUAAAGUUGCCCUGGCGAAGGGAGCAGCACUUUACAAAGGCCGUCUUCUGACAGCUCAGGCUCUAGGAGCUCAUGAAGGACAAUUCGCGUCUCCUGCGAAAGCGGAGAGGCGUUCUUUUCAACCGAACAGACAGAUCCAUCACAAAUUUGACAUGGAAGUCCUUACUUGGAACGCAGGCUCAAUUACAAGUCGAGUUUGGAACGAGAUUCUGGCCCUUUUGGCAACAACAGAGUACAAGAACAUCAAAAUCGUUUUCCUGCAGGAAUCGCAUUGGCAGCAGGACCAGGUCUACAGCUCAGGCCCGUGGUCAGUCCUAACCUGUGGCUCAACAAGCAGACACAAGGCUGGCCUGGUUGUCUUGGUGCAUAGCUCACUGGCUCCUCUUUCAGAAAUUCGCAGCACUUCCAUU